This is a messenger RNA of Dioscorea cayenensis subsp. rotundata (Guinea yam), 3524 nucleotides long. RefSeq names its product probable importin subunit beta-4. The record is from RefSeq and is a predicted model, not a curated record. Gene Ontology annotation, molecular function: nuclear import signal receptor activity; small GTPase binding. Gene Ontology annotation, cellular component: nucleus; cytoplasm. The coding region runs from base 63 to 3203 and encodes 1046 amino acids. Lineage: Eukaryota; Viridiplantae; Streptophyta; Magnoliopsida; Dioscoreales; Dioscoreaceae. The transcript is spliced from 20 exons. Gene Ontology annotation, biological process: protein import into nucleus.
CCAAAGCACAAACAAUGGGGGAUUAGGGUUAGGGUUUUUCUUAAAGCUCGAGAGCGGCGACGAUGGCGCAAUCCCUGGAGCUACUACUGAUCCAGUUCCUUAUGCCUGACAAUGACGCCCGUCGCCAGGCCGAGGAUCAGAUACGGCGCUUGGCCAAAGACCCACAGGUCGUUCCGGCUCUCGUCCACCAUCUCCGCACUGCUAAGACCCCCAAUGUCCGCCAGCUCGCCGCCGUCCUCCUCCGUAAGAAGAUCACAGGCCACUGGGCUAAGCUCCCCACUCAUGUCAAGAAUUCCGUGAAAGCCGCGCUGAUUGAGAGCAUCACCAUCGAGCAUAGUCCUCCAGUGCGCCGUGCCAGUGCAAAUGUUGUCAGCAUCAUUGCAAAAUAUGCUGUUCCUGCUGGAGAGUGGCCCGAUUUAUUGCCUUUUCUUUUCCAAUGUGGUCAAAGUUCACAAGAGGAUCAUAGAGAGGUGGCUUUGAUUCUUUUCAGUUCUCUGACAGAAACAAUUGGGUCCGUGUUCCAGUCCCAUUUGACAAAUCUACAACCUUUACUUUUGAAAUGUUUGCGAGAUGAGAGCAGCACACGUGUUAGAGUUGCUGCUCUGAAGGCUGUUGGAUCUUUUAUAGAGUUCAUCAAUGAAGGCAAUGAUGUGGUGAAGUUAUUUCGAGAUUUUAUACCUAGCAUUUUAAGUGUAUCACGGCAAUGCCUUGCUAAUGGUGAGGAGGAUGUUGCAUCUAUUGCUUUUGAGAUAUUUGAUGAACUCAUUGAGUCACCGGCCCCUCUUCUUGGAGAUUCUGUAAAAUCCAUUGUGCAAUUUUCCCUUGAAGUUUGCUCGAGUCAGAGUUUGGAAUUGAACAUAAGACACCAGGCCAUUCAGAUAAUUUCAUGGCUUGCAAACUAUAAGGCUAUGUUUUUGAAAAAGCACAAAUUAGUCACUCCUAUUUUGCAAGUUAUGUGCCCUUUACUUACUGAAACUGCUAGUGGAGAUGAAGAUACUGAUCUUGCUGUUGAUCGGGCUGCCGCAGAAGUUAUUGAUAUGAUGGCCAUUAAACUGCCUAAGCAUGUUUUUCCACAAGUGUUUGAGUUUGCUUCUUUAAGUUUUAAUCAAAUUAAUCCAAAAUAUAGAGAAGCUUCAGUCACAGCUUUAGGAGUUAUUUCUGAGGGUUGUUCUGAGUUACUAAAAGAUAGACUUGAGCAUGCUUUACAUAUUGUCUUGGGAGCUUUGAAGGAUCAAGAGCAUAUGGUUAGAGGAGCUGCCUCAUUUGCACUGGGUCAAUUUGCAGAGCAUCUGCAGCCUGAGAUAAUAUCCCAUUAUCAAAGCAUUCUCCCUUGCAUUCUCAAUGCACUUGAGGAUUCAUCUGAUGAUGUGAAGGAAAAAUCAUACUAUGCACUGGCUGCAUUGUGCGAGGAAAUGGGUGAAGAGAUUCUUCCUUAUCUUGAUCCUCUAAUGGGAAGAUUAGUUGCUUCUCUCCAAAGCAGUCCUCGUAAUCUGCAAGAAACAUGCAUGUCUGCGAUUGGUUCAAUAGCUGUUGCAGCGGAGGAAGCAUUUAUUCCAUAUGCUGAGAAGGUUCUGGAAUUGAUGAAAAGUUUUAUGGUUCUUACUAAUGAUGAGGAUUUGAGAUCACGAGCCAGGGCUACUGAAUUAGUUGGUAUAAUUGCCAUGGAUGUGGGGCGAAUGCGAAUGGAACCAAUAUUACCUCCUUUUAUUGAAGCAGCUCUUUCUGGAUUUGCAUUGGAAUUUACCGAGCUUCGAGAAUACACACAUGGGUUCUUCAGCAAUAUUGCUGAAAUAUUAGGCGAUGGUUUCUCACAGUACCUUCCCCAUGUGGUACCUCUUGCUUUUUCCUCAUGCAAUCUUGAUGAUGGAUCAGCAGUGGACAUAGAUGAUUCUGACAGUAUUGAAAAUGGAUUUGGUGGUGUAUCCUCUGAUGAUGAUACAAAUGAUGAACCUAGAGUCCGCAAUAUCAGCAUAAGAACAGGUGUCUUGGAUGAAAAGGCUGCUGCAACCCAAGCUAUUGGCAUGUUUGCACUUCAUACAAAGGCUUCCUAUGCACCCUAUUUGGAGGAGUCGAUUAAGAUCUUAGUUAGGCAUUCCGGAUAUUUUCAUGAGGAUGUUCGGCUUCAAGCUAUUAUAUCUUUGAAACAUAUUUUGACAGCACUGCAAUCUAUUCCUCCAGGCUAUGCGGAUGUGUCAGAAAAGCAGAAGGAAGUUUUUGACACUGUGAUGAAUAUUUAUAUUAAAACCAUGACCGAGGAUGAUGACAAGCAAGUUGUUGCUCAAGCAUGCAUAAGUGUGGCAGAUAUUGUAAAAGAGUGUGGUUACACUGCGAUAGAGUCUUACAUGCUUCAACUUGCUGAUGCCACUUUGAAACUGUUGUGUGGGGAGUCAUCUUGUCAGCAGUUAGAGUCUGACUCUGAUGAAGGUGAAAUAGAUCAUGAUGAGGACCUCAUGGAUGCUGUGUCAGAUCUCCUUCCUGCUUUUGCGAAGGCUAUGGGUCCUCAUUUUGAAACAAUUUUUGCCAGAUUAUUUGAUCCAUUAAUGAAAUUUGCGAAAGUUCCACACCCUCCUCAAGAUCGUACCAUGGUGGUUGCUUGUCUAGCUGAAGUUGCUCAGGAAAUGGGAUCUCCAAUCUCAGCUUAUGUGGAUAGAAUUAUGCCCUUGGCACUGAAAGAACUAGCUUCAUCGGAUGCAACUAAUAGGAGAAAUGCUGCAUUCUGUGUUGGAGAAUUGUGUAAAAAUGGAGUCACCACUGCCUUAAAAUAUUAUGGAGAUGUGCUCCGUGCUCUCUACCCAUUAUUCAGUGAUUCUGAACCUGAUAAUGCUGUAAGAGACAAUGCUGCUGGUGCAGUUGCAAGGAUGAUAAUGGUGCAACCCCAAUCUGUUCCUCUCAACCAGGUGUUACCUGUAUUUCUGAAAGCUUUGCCCUUGAAAGAAGAUCGAGAGGAAUCCAUGACUGUCUACAAUUGCAUCUAUAACUUGAUAUUGUCAUCUAGUCCUCAGGUACUUCCUUUAGUGCCAGAGAUGGUUCAUAUUUUCGCUCAAGUAGUAGUAUCUCCUGAGGAAACCAAUGAAGUCAAGACACAAAUUGGACUAGCCUUUUCUCAUCUGAUGUCACUCUAUGGUCAGCAAAUGCAGCCCAUUUUAAGCUCUCUCUCCCCUGUACAUGCUAAUGCCUUGGCUUCUUUUGCAAGUAAAAGUUGACAGCUUAAGCAAUGUGCAUCUGCUUAGUUGAGUCUCCUGGUGUUUGGCUAUUUGAAAUGAAUGUGAGCUUCUUUUGCGGUAAUUCUUUGUCGGAUUAUACUUAUACCCUUCUGUUAAUCUUGUGUCAUAGUUUGUUCAACAGCAACAAACAUUAUGAUUUUUUGUGAUUUUUUUAUUAUUUGUGAGUGGUUUUGUCCUUUCCCACAUAAAAUGAUUCUUUGUCAUCCGAGUGAGUGCCAUUUAUUUUGUACAUAGAAUUUUGUAGAGCACAGCUAUAUUUGGUGGAAUGAACUUUGGAUGUUGGUUUGCUGUUUAUAUUUC